UUUCUGCUUUGUUUUUAAACGCACGCUCGCGCCGACGCGGACGCAUCGGACGUCGGAUGAGCCCCAGAACGCGACUCCUGGGCGUGAACCCGGCCCAAAGCAUGUGCCCACGCGCCCCCGAGCUGCUGCGGCGCGUGGAGGCCGUCGUGGUGCUGGAGCAGCUGGGCAGCACGCUGUUCGACACCGCGCUGCAGCUGGUGGUGAGGGAGCGCUGCGCCAACGCCACCUCCGACGGCGAACAGAGAGCCAUGACCGACUUCUACAUGGUCUACAACCUGCUGGUGCAGCUGCUGCCCAUCGCGCCCGCCGUGCUGCUCGCCAGGCUGGGCGACGGCGGCAGGAGGAGGGCCCCCGUGGCGGUGCCGCUGCUCGGGUACCUGCUGUCCAGGCUCGCGCUGCUCCUCGUCGUGUGGCUGCGCCUCCCGCUGCGCGUGAUGUUCGGAGCGGCGGCGGUGCUCGGCCUCUCCGGCGGCUUCAGCGCGUACUGGCCCGGGGUGAUGACGCUGGCGUCGCUGCGCUCCAGCGCCGCGGAGCGCUCCAUAGCCAUGAUGAGAGUGGAGCUGCUGUACGGGGCCGCGGGCGUGCUCGGCAGCCUGGUGUCCGGUCACCUGUUCCAGCUCCACAGCUCCAGCGUGGGGGACGGGGGCGUCCUGCUGGUGGUGAGCACCGUGCUGCACCUGCUCUGCCUCCUGCACGCGGCGUUCCUGCUCCAGGUCAGACAGGCGCCCAGCGCUGAGCCGCAGGACAGCUGCCGCCUCGUGUCUCCCGCAGCGGAAGGCGCACGCGCUCCGGUGAUGCGGGCGCUGGCUGGCAUGAACGUGCUGAACCUGGUGCUGCUCUUCACCGCCGCCAUCCUGUACGACUUUGCAGUGGGUGGAGCCGUGGAGAUUCUGGGGCCUUUUGUGAUGAAGGCGCCGCUGAGCUGGAACGCUGCUCAGGUCGGCUACGGAAACGCAGCAGGCAGUGCGAUUUUCCUCACCAGUUUCCUCGGAGUCCUCGUGUUCCGCCGCUGGUUCGCCGACACCACGCUCAUCCUGAUCGGCCUGCUGUCCUUCGCCUCCGGAAUCUACUUCAUGUCCUUCGUCACGGCGACCUACAUGUUCUACCUCGCUCGCUCGCUCACCCUGUUCGCUCUCAUCCCGAUGCCCACGAUCCGAUCUCUGGUGUCGCAGCAGGUUCCGGCUUCUACCUGCGGCACCACUCUCACCGCUCUACAGCUGGCCCUGAAGUUCGCCGGCCUCGCCUACAUCCCCGCCUUCACCAAGAUCUACCAGGCCACCCUGGACUGGUUCCCGGGCUUCGUCUUCACACUGUCCAGCAUUUUUACAGCCCUGGCCAUGAUACCUGUCAGCAUCGUCGGCUGCAGAGCACCACAGAGGCAACAGUAUGAGCAGAUUUAGGGAGUGUGAGGUCUGGACCAGGACUCACGGCCUCGGCCUGUGGAGGGACCUGAAGGAGCACAGGACCAUGAAUGUAAAAAGACACGCUCGCAGGCCGUGACCUCAAGCUCUGAGAGGAGGAAACUGAAAGUAGGUAUGUGCUAAAAAGCGGACAUUGACUUGUAAUGUUUAGCAACCAACACAAGACUGUGGAAAAAGCCGAAGUCAUCAACCACUGGAUUACUCCUUCACUAAGUCACCUCCAUAACAAAACCACAGUGACGAUGACGUCUCAGUGGAUGAGUCAGACGUGAAAAGUCCCCACAAGAAAAAAAAAACUCACAAAAAUACAUAUGAACACUGGCACUUGCAGAGAUUAUUUUUAGUAGCAACAAACUUUGCUUCUUUUAUUUUAUAUGCAGCAUAUGUGAGAUCACAUUUAAAGGGUUUAAAUAUAUAAAAACAAGGAUCACGGUGUUCACGAACGUUUAAACCUGCAGGUCAGGAGGGUCAGAGUCAAAACGUCUGUCUUUGUUCUCGUCACGAUUGUAUCAGUUUCCACAUUUUUGUAAAACACUGCACAGACGGAGUUUCCACACAAUGUUAUCUCAACAGUUAGACUAUUUCAGUUUGGUAAAUGCUUGUAUUUUUGUUAUUAUCAAACCUGAGUUUAUAACAAACUCAAAUGAAUGAUUUUGAAGUUGUUAAAUUCAUAAAAAUGUGCAAUAUUGACACAUGUAACAGAAGACCAGAGAAAAUUAAAGCAGAGCAGGAAAUAUCGAA
Betta splendens (Siamese fighting fish) is the source of this 2162-nucleotide messenger RNA. RefSeq names its product thymic stromal cotransporter homolog. The transcript has 7 exons. Bases 57 to 1400 code for a protein of 447 amino acids. Gene Ontology annotation, cellular component: membrane. The record is from RefSeq and is a predicted model, not a curated record. Lineage: Eukaryota; Metazoa; Chordata; Actinopteri; Anabantiformes; Osphronemidae. Gene Ontology annotation, biological process: transmembrane transport. Gene Ontology annotation, molecular function: transmembrane transporter activity.